Molecule: messenger RNA, 2719 nt
Organism: Musa acuminata AAA Group (dessert banana)
Lineage: Eukaryota; Viridiplantae; Streptophyta; Magnoliopsida; Zingiberales; Musaceae
Product: probable E3 ubiquitin-protein ligase HIP1
Exons: 7
Coding region: 500-2488 (662 amino acids)
Molecular function (GO): ubiquitin protein ligase activity
Source: RefSeq, a predicted model, not a curated record
UUGGAAGGAGGGGCAGUCAAGAGAGAGAGAGAGAGAGAGAGAGAGAGAGAGACAGAGAGAAAGAGAAAGAGAAAGAAAAGCCAUCUAAUUCUCCCCCAAAUCCCUCUUCCGCUCUUGCGUUCGGAUCCCCACCGCCUUCCCCCUCUUCGCCAAUCCAAUUCGGACUUCUCUCGGCUUUCCUGACUCGUUCAGGAACAGCUUGCCCCUCUCCUUUUUCUUUCUCCGCUUGCUCCAAGACGGCGCGAAAACCGGCGAUCGCGGAGUUCAUUUCGUGCCUUAUUGGCGGCAGGUGGAGUCGGAGAUAAGAGGGGAGCCGCAAAGGAGGCUUCUUUCCGGCCGAUCCUUGAGGUUUCUUGAUUUGUUGGCGCGUCAAAGCUUACACUGUUCAGGCAGUGGCUGAGUUGUAGUGAGGUAAGCAAGUGGAGAAUAUACAAUCCCAGACGCAGGGUGAAGGAACAAUUUUGAAUUUGAUCGAGGAUCUAGUUCAAGCAACUCGCUCAUGGAUCAAGAUUUGUUGUGGAAUAACUUCCUCCAUAGUUCUGUAGAGAACCAGGACUUGCCUAAUGAUUCAUUAUCUCCUAAUAUUACUAAUAUCUCCUGUGGCGAUGUAGCUGGUCAAGAAAGUGCUAGCUUUAAUAUCUGGGAUCCAGUUGGCCCUAGCUCUAGCGCGCCUCCGUUACAGCAAGGCAAUCAUGAUGAACUAAAACUAGAAAGCAGUUGGACAUCUUCUCCUAUAGGUAAUAGAGCAGGUGGACCAAGGAUAACAGGCAGUAGAUCUGAAGCAGUGAACACUCUUUCUUUUGAAAAUGAGAAUACUGAUCUUAGCAGAAAUCAUGUCAACAAUGGAGAAGCAUUAUCACAAUUUCUUAACUUGCAAGGCCUCCGACAUAACGUAGGCUACAAUCCAGAGCAUGUUAGUAUGAGCCGUCAGGUUCUUGAGUCAGCGCAUCAUCCAGGAGUGUAUAAUCCAGGUCUAGUGCAACAUCAGCAUGUUUCCUUCACUGCGAGUUCUUCCGGGGCCAUUGAUUUUUUUUCCAACAAUAAUGGAGGCAAACGAGAAGUUGCACAAUGUUCUUCACACAAGAGAAAGAACAUUGAAGGGAUGCAUGGGGAGUGUUCAGCAAGUGGAAGUUCUAAUAACUUCAAUGAAGGUGUAAAUCAUGCAGAAGAAGAAAUAAAUGCAAGAAUCAGCACAAUCACAAGAGUUCCAGCUUCUGAUCCUCAUCCUUUUGGUAGUGUAGCGGGAAAUGAUGAGAGCUUUCAGAGGAACACUCGAAUGCGAAUCAACCAUGCAGAUCCAGCUAAUACUUCUACACCUAAUCUAUGGCCCCAAGAGAAUAUUAUUACUCGUCAUAAUCUUUGGUCUGCCCAUCAAUUAUCAUCCCCAGAUGUCCCAUUAAAUCCAUCAUCAGAGUUAAGGUUGGUGGGUGGCAAUCUAGGGUCACGCAGGCAACAUUAUGUACAUACAACUCCUGGCUUGUUUCCAGAUCUGUACCCUAUCCCACAGAGUGAAGCUUCAACAGCAGAAGUAGGGAGUUCUUCAGGCUCUCCAGCAAUUGCAGUUGAUGGAGCAGCUGGAGUACAAAACUCAUCGAGUGUUUCAAAUAAUAUCUCAGAGCAAAUUUAUGUUCUCCCAGCUAACACCAGGCGUUCAGUCCGAGAUCAGACGAAUUGGGGCUUGACCAAUGGAAGCACAGUUUUUUCUGGAAAUGCAUUGCCUACUUCACAGGUUGGUACCAAUUUGGGCAUUCAUCAAUCACAAGGAGCAAACUGGUUACCUCACCAACAUCGUCGCCGCCGCGUAUCAGAAGCUCCACGUAGGUCCGUUUCAUCACAUACUGAAACUAGAGGUCGGAGCAUAAGCCUUCUACCACAUCACGAUCAUUCAUCCAUAGUACAAGAUGUUGGACAUCAUCAGUCUGGAGCUGUUUCCCGAGGCCAUCAGCAAACAUACAUAAGAUCAAAUAUGUUGCAUAGACAAAAUGAUGGUGCUUUAGGUAUUCCUUUGUCCAUGCGAACUCUUGUUGCUGCAAGAGAAGCAAGAAGCAGGAUAUCAGAGAUUCGUAAUGUUUUUGAUCUCAUCCGUCGGGGGGAUAGUUUACUGCUUGAGGACGUACUAUUAUUUGAGCAGUCAGUAUUCCCUCGUGGUGCCAAUUUGCAUGACAGGCAUAGAGAUAUGCGGAUGGAUGUGGAUAACAUGUCCUAUGAGGAACUAUUGGCAUUGGGAGAAAGAAUAGGUACUGUUAACACUGGACUCACUGAGGAAAAGAUUCUUAGCAGCCUACGGCAAUGGAAGUAUGUAUCUAUUGCUGCAGAACCAUCAGAAGAGGAGGUUGAACCAUGCUGCAUAUGUCGGGAAGAUUACCUCGAAGGGGAGGAGCUGGGCCGGCUGGAUUGCGGCCAUGAUUUCCACACAGCCUGCAUCAAACAAUGGCUACUGAUAAAGAAUUUGUGUCCCAUCUGUAAAACAACUGCUCUGAGUACCUGAAAGAGGAGCGGGACUCAGUCCAUCCAUCUCCAACUACGAGGAAGGAGUGAGCAUGAAAAGUAAGAUGGGUCUUUCUCCAUACUAAAUUACUACAAUGAUGGAUAACAUUUUUCCUCAUUCUUUCAUGAAAUCUUUUCAAAGUUGAUUAUUCUUAAGCUUUGUGAACCAUCUCAGUACUGGAUCGUAUCGAUAUAUUAUUUUUUUAAUGAUAUUCAAUGGUACUGGUCGGUA